Molecule: messenger RNA, 1531 nt
Organism: Colletes gigas
Lineage: Eukaryota; Metazoa; Arthropoda; Insecta; Hymenoptera; Colletidae
Exons: 2
Coding region: 375-836 (153 amino acids)
Source: RefSeq, a predicted model, not a curated record
GUGAGAGCGGUGUGGCUGGAUUUAGCAUAAUCGAGCGCAUCGAUGACGACAUUAGCAACGACGAAUUUCCUUUAACGCUGAACGGAGCAGUGCUCCACUCUUCGCGCGAAUUCGGACAAUCGAGAAAGAAGGCGAGUGCGAGCCUUUCCUUCGUGCUCUUGCAGCAGCUGAAAUCCGACCUCGCGACAAUCGGCAUGUGAGAGACCAUAAUGUCUGGUGGGGACUGCAGGACCCCGCCCCGUAGACAGCUAUAAAAUGCCCGUACGAGAAUCGGACCCAACCAGUCUUAAUCGGUACACGAAGGCCCUUUUUUUACCUUCCUUCUUCGAUAGGCUCGGUAUUGAUAUCCUCCCUCUCCACAUCAUCCUGAGACCAUGAAGCUCAUCCCGAUCUUGUUGCUUGUCGUCGCGGUCGCCUUUGCCGCCGAAGAGAAGAAGGAGGAAGAACGUCCUAAAACAUUUAGAAGGCUCAUUCCAGCCGAUAUUCUUCGCGAUUUUCCUGGCCUAUGUUUCGCUUCUACAAAAUGCGCAACCAUUGAGCCAAUGAAAUCAUGGGACCUGGCACCGUUCUGCGGUCGUUCCACUUGCGUACCAGAAGAUGACAACUCCGGUCGCCUGUUCGAGCUUGUUGAGGAUUGCGGGCCUCUCCCGAAAGCCAACCCGAAAUGCAAGCUUUCGGAGAAAACCAACAAGACAGCACCAUUCCCAGACUGCUGUCCGCAGUUCGAAUGCGAGGAAGGAGCGAAACUCGAAUACCCGGAAAUCCCAACAUUGCCACCACCCACGGAAAUCGUAGAGAACGAGAAGUCACCGAAAACGGCUCCAGCGAAAGCAUAAUACCGGACAUAACAUUUGGCCUCCGCGGAUCUAACCAAACAGUCAAUCGAAUAACAAAAAUAUUAAUCGAUUUCAUGUCAGAUCGCGAUUUCGACACAAAGAUACCCACUUCUGUUUUAUUAUAUUGUUUUCCUAUCGAUUACUAGUUAACGCGGUAUUUUAUAUAAUUUAUGUGACAAUAUGGGUUUCGGUUUUCUUUCACGAUACGUAUUACGAAUACCGUAACAAUUUUACAAAUAUUCGUUCUCGAAGAAUCUCUAGAGGAAAUGAAAAAUUAACUGGAACAGAAAAAUAUUAAUCAUUAUAAAUUAAUGUUAAUAAAGUAGUCGAAGACAAUAUAUCUAAAAAGAAAAGAGGAAGGAAGAUUGUAACGUUGGAAUAACAAUGCAUACCUAUAUCCGAGAAAACAUCUCGAGGAGGCCACAUAACAACUUCCUGUUACCUUUCAACGUGAUUUAACUUCACGCGGGAUUAAAAUUACGUUGUAUAUAAUUGAUGUACUUCCAUUUUUAAAGUCAAUACACAAUUCUGCAAAACCAGGCAGAAAAAUAAAAAUACAAUAGCAAUACUAUCGUUAAUGUUAGCGAACCAGCGUCGUUUUACAGCAUUGUGUCUAUUCAGUCUCCUAGUCCCGGAAAUGAGAUUCAAAUGCUAUCGUUUGUUCUCAAUUCCGGUUGCAACAAUUUUACCCAAAA